This is a messenger RNA of Symbiodinium necroappetens, 357 nucleotides long. The record is from the annotation of a GenBank genome assembly. Lineage: Eukaryota; Dinophyceae; Suessiales; Symbiodiniaceae.
AUGCCGGCGAAACUUGGAAGCAGUUGGGAAGAGUGGGUGCGGCGACAAGAGCUGGUCCUAACAUGUGCGCUUCCUUCCGGGCAUUCCGACGUACCGUUGGUGGUCCCCCGGCAAGAUGCAAAGGCCUUGCUCAUCACUGAUAGUUCCGGCCAGAUAUUGAGCUAUUGUGAAGAUGAGUUCCUCAAGGAUAGCAGGGUUCAGAUUCUUUGGCUACAAAUUUCACUUGGAUCUGACGAUGAAGCGGGACGCACGAUUUACCUUUACACGGCGAGCAAGCUCGCCAGCGUGUCAACAACCCCGGACAGUCCACACAGAAGGCAUCUGGAAAGUGCGGCGGCAGUGCCCUGCAGAUGCCCA